Messenger RNA from Pipistrellus kuhlii (Kuhl's pipistrelle), 843 nucleotides. It is a transcript of the gene CLMB, whose product is annotated as chromosome unknown C16orf74 homolog. The transcript is spliced from 4 exons. Lineage: Eukaryota; Metazoa; Chordata; Mammalia; Chiroptera; Vespertilionidae. Bases 125 to 352 code for a protein of 75 amino acids. The record is from RefSeq and is a predicted model, not a curated record.
CCGCGGCUCUCUCCUGCAGGCUCGCUGCCGCGACCACCCGAGUCCGGAGGGGCCCCGCGCGCCCCGCGUGCGGCUCCGCAGUGAGCCCCCCGACAAGCGGCCGCUGGAGGCAGGAGGCACCGACAUGGGGCUGAAGCUGUCCUGUCUGAAAGGCUUUAAAAUGUGUGUCAGCAGCAGCAGCAGCCACGACGAGGCCCCCGUCCUGAACGACAAGCACCUGGAUGUGCCCAACAUCAUCAUCACCCCCCCGACUCCUACGGGCAUGAUGCUGCCGAGGGACUCCAGGAGGACAGUCUGGCUGGAAGAGACGGGGUCAUGUCCGGAGGAUGGAGAAAUAGACCCUGAAGCCUGAGAAGGAAGCACAGGUCUUGGAUCUGUUGGCUCCGGCUCCGGCUCUGGCCAUCCCUCGUUCCACGUGUCGCCAGGGGGGCGUCGCCGCCUGGGACAGAAGUGCUGAGUACGCCGGAUGGGAGCGUGGUUUCGGCACUGGACCAGGAGACGUGGGGCAAGAUGAGCAAGCGACCAGCCCUGCGUGCUGGCAGAGUGAUGUUUCCCUGGCCCCAUCGGUGGACGGACCUCUGAUGCCUACACAUCCUUGCUGACCCCAGGGCCAUGGCGGUGGCCCUCAGGGUGCCAGGGAGAGGCUUUCUUCUGGACACACACACUCCCUGCACCCUGGACCAUGCCGAUGGUGCCCAGGAGAUCAACACACACAGGAACUUCUUGCAAAGAAGUGGCUACAUUUUUUUACAAGUUGUUUUACAGAUCUCAAAGCAGUCCAAAUGUGAUUUAUAAUUUUUUUUUUUUUUUUUUGCAUUAUCAAUAAAGAUCCUCUGUAACGAA